Notothenia coriiceps (black rockcod) is the source of this 443-nucleotide messenger RNA. RefSeq names its product MICOS complex subunit Mic10-like. Gene Ontology annotation, cellular component: mitochondrion; MICOS complex; mitochondrial inner membrane. The transcript has 4 exons. Bases 54 to 281 code for a protein of 75 amino acids. NCBI's taxonomy places the organism in Eukaryota, Metazoa, Chordata, Actinopteri, Perciformes, Nototheniidae. The record is from RefSeq and is a predicted model, not a curated record.
UGAUUUUCAUUUCUCGCGAUAUUUUACGGAGCUUCCUCCUUACAGCUGAAAACAUGGCUGACGUACAUGGACGGAAAUGGGACCGCUGUCUUGCUGAUACAGCCGUGAAAACAGUUACUGGCCUUGGUCUUGGUGUUUUGUUCUCUGUCGUUCUCUUCAAACGUCGCACAUGGCCUGUUUCACUUGGUUCAGGUUUGGGACUGGGCAUGGGAUACGCUAACUGCCAGCAUGACUUAAGAUCACCAUACCUGGUUCAUGGCAGCAUGGUUAAGGACCAAUAAUGAAGGACUACAGAUGAUUAGGAUUUGCCACGAAGAAGCUUGUCUGUUUUUGUUGUUAUUUUGCUGCUCAUUUCUGUCCUAGCACUAAUGAUCAAUGAUGCGAACAUUGUGUGUAUCAAGUGGCAGUCAGUGUAUAUUUAAUAAAGCAAUUCUGGAAAUCUG